CGCCCCUCCCCUCGCUCCCCGCCGCGGCUCAUGAAUAUUAACGAAUCCCGCCCAAUCGGGUGGUGCGGCGGUGGCAGCGCUUUGGUGGCGUAAUCGCCCCGCCUUGCAGCGGGAUUAAUCUGCAUAUUCAUGAAUGGGCGGGGCGGAGCGCGGGCGUUUAUAAGGCGCCGCCCCGCCAGGCUCGCCGUACAUUGCGCUGAGGCUUUGAAGUGCUGUGUCGAUCCCGCACCGCCCGGGCACCGGUCAGGAUGGCAUCAGACGAGGGAAAGCUCUUUGUCGGCGGGCUCAGUUUCGACACCAACGAGCAGUCGUUGGAGCAAGUCUUCUCUAAAUACGGACAGAUUUCGGAAGUCGUGGUGGUUAAAGACAGAGAAACUCAGAGAUCCAGAGGUUUUGGGUUUGUUACUUUUGAAAACAUCGAUGAUGCAAAGGACGCAAUGAUGGCCAUGAACGGAAAGUCCGUAGAUGGGCGUCAGAUCCGAGUGGACCAGGCUGGGAAAUCCUCCGAGAACAGAUCCCGUGGCUACAGAGGGGGGUCCUCGGGGGGCCGGGGCUUCUUCCGCGGGGGCCGAGGCCGGGGCCGCGGCUUCUCCAGAGGAGGUGGAGAGAGAGGCUAUGGCGGCAGCAGAUUCGAUUCCAGAAGCGGAGGCUAUAACGGCUCCAGAGACUACUAUAAUAGCAGGAGUCAAGGUGGCUAUGGAGACAGGAACUCGGGAGGCUCCUACAGAGACAGCUACGACAGUUACGGUAAGUGCCGCUCCGAGCGGGAGCGCUGAGUCCGUGUGCUGUAGGAGCUCUGAACCUGCUGAGCCUGAGCCUGGAGUGGGGCAGGCUCAGGCUGUGGACGUGGUGGUGCCGGGAGAUUCUAAUUUAAUGCAUGUGCAGGAGUUGCUCGGAUCUAAGGCAAAGCAAGUGUUAAAAAAGGUUGUUCUGGCUGCCCUUACGCUCUGACCCGCGGGUGGGGGAUCUCACAGUAGCCAAGUAGCAGUAGCCUCGGAAUAAUGCAAGGGAGUAAAAUGCUGGAACUUGUCUUUGCUUCAGUGCCUUUACAAUUGUGCCUGCUUCUUGUCCUCAGCUACACACAACGAGUAAAAAUCCUUCCUGACUCAAGAUCGUCCUUCCAAUGGCUGUAUUUAUAAAGAUUUUUGGAGCUUCGCUGAAAUGGUUAUUGUGUAGUACAUCUACUUGUAUUUUCACUUUUGUAGUAUUAUCAGUUCUGAUCUUGUCAAACACAGCCUGGCAGCUUCUGAAAUGAGAUGGUCUGAUUAGACUGUCUUGGAGAAAGCUCUGCUUUCAAGUGGUUUUAAUCUUUUUUGAAAGCACUUCAGAUUUUAUUUUAUCCUCCAUGAAUGAGCCAAGGUGUUACUUUUUUUUUUUUUUUAAAGUUGGGGCCCCAAUUCAGUUUCUUUUGAGCUAGAAAGGACUUUGAACCGAUGUUCACUGGAAGCUGAACAAGCUGUGGACUAUUUUUUUUUUUUUCAAGUGCAUUACCUUCGUCUUUUGUAACAUUCCUUUAGUGUAGCAAGGUAGGAAUGCGGCCUGGGUUCCGUUGGAAGGCAAACCACCUUGAUAUAUCUAAAGAGAAACGUGCUUGUAUGUUCAACCCGCAUAACGGUAUUUUUACUGUUGUAACGAUGUAAAUGACCCAGAACUAGACUUGCAAACUUACCAUAAAGAGGUUCUUGAAAAUGUUUAUUUAUAUUGUCCUUUUUUACUGGAAGAAAUAUGCAUAUUCCAUUGCUGUUGUAUUUGAAGUGGUAAAGGAUUCCUGUAUACAGUUUUCUUUGGCUUUACGAAGCCUAUUAAAAGACCGUCUGAAAUGAA
This is a messenger RNA of Pseudopipra pipra, 1824 nucleotides long. It is a transcript of the gene CIRBP, whose product is annotated as cold inducible RNA binding protein. Gene Ontology annotation, biological process: positive regulation of mRNA splicing, via spliceosome. Gene Ontology annotation, cellular component: spliceosomal complex. The transcript is spliced from 6 exons. NCBI's taxonomy places the organism in Eukaryota, Metazoa, Chordata, Aves, Passeriformes, Pipridae. Bases 249 to 776 code for a protein of 175 amino acids. The record is from RefSeq and is a predicted model, not a curated record. Gene Ontology annotation, molecular function: RNA binding.